GGAUUCGAUUCGAUCUCAAAUCGGCGGACAGCUGCCAGAGACAGCCAUCAAAAUUGAAUCCGUCGAUGGAUAAGGCUGGCGUCCGUCGCGGAAAUGUGGUGGCCAAAUGUGGAAUGGGCCAGGAGAUGGUAGCGAGUGGCCAAAGCCCCAACGCAGCCCCCACCAAUGCAAUGCAAUGUAAUUAAAAUACCUUGCGAAGGCCAUGUGGGCGGUCCGUCUUUUUGGUGGAGCCGUGGCCGCCGGCACGCCUGGUUAUUUAUAUAAAUCCCGCAAAUUUGUGUCAAUUUAUGCAAAAUCGCAUGCAUCCACAUUUGCGCCAUAAAAAUAACGCACACAAUAUUUCGGAAUCGAUUUGUCAAUAAAAUUGGAGAGCACUGGCCAAGCACAUUUCAGUGGAUCUUGCCGAGUGGCCGAGUGCUCCGCCAAACGUAUGAGCAAUAUUUAAGGUGCAUCCGUCGCUGGGAAAACGCGUCCGAAUCGCUAGGAAAGUUCGAGUGUCCUGGUCGGUUGUUGAUAGUGUUCCACGUUGAAAAACGCGUUCGAACCGUCGGUAAAUCGAUUUUAAAAUCGUACUUAAAUCUCCAGAAAAAAAGUGAUUUAAACUCAGAGAAAAACAAGAUAUCCUGAAAAAAUAAAGCUCUAAAAAAAAUUUUGAUAAAUUCAUAAAAAAUCAGUUUUAAGAUUUUGUGGCAUUGAUAUGAUAUCUAAUAAUAUGGACAAGUUUUUUUCUCUGAGUUAAAGUCCUUAAUAUAAAGUAUUGAAAAUAUAUAAAUAUUUUCAAAGAAAGUUUUUUAACCUACAAAGGUAGUUUGUGAGUGAUCGGAAAAGUUGUUAGUGCAAAUACUCCUUCAAAAUGUCGAUGGAUCCAUCGGUUUCUCUAGAGGAUCUGGAGCGACGUCGUCGUCGCGCCAGUUCCGCCCGCAAGCAGUCACAUACUCCCCAGCCAGCAUCUCACCUGGCGGAUUCGGAGGCCAUGGCCGUGAUCAAUGAGAUAUUCAAUCCCACGCUGAAGCUGCCGGAGUCCAGUGGCCACUAUACGCUGCCCGAGGAGAUGAGGGCCGAUGACAAUGUGGCGCCCCAUGAACUGGACAUUGCCAAGCUGGCGGAGCUAAAGGAAGUCUUCUCGCUCUUCGAUACGGACUGCGAUGGACUGAUUUCGAAGGACGAUCUACGGUUCACCUAUACGGCACUGGGCAACGAACCGAACGAACAGCUACUGGAACAGAUGAUGCAGGAGGCCAAGGAGCCGCUCGACUACGAAGCCUUCGUUCGGCUGAUGAGUCGUCGCACCCAGGAACUGGAUCCCGAGGAUGUUUUGUUGGAGGCCUGGAGCAAAUGGGAUGACCAUGGCACGGGCAAGAUCGACGAACGCAAAAUCUAUGAGGAGCUGACCAACUAUGGUGACAAAAUGACCCUCAACGAGGCCAAGGAGGCGCUAAGCCACGCCCCAAUGGCCAAGCCCAAGUCCUUGGAGGAGCCGCCCAUGAUCGAUUAUCCGGCCUUCUGUCGCAUGCUCAGUGGAAUGCGGAAGCGGAAAGGGGAAUAAAUGUGCUAUUUGCCUUAAAUUCAAAUCGAUUAAAUAUUUUCUGAUUCAAUGUUUUUUUUUUUUAGUUUACCUACUAAUAUAAAAGCUCUUGAUUUCAUAUCAUUUAAUGAAAUUUAUAUUCUUUUUAGAUCAAUUUUGAAAACCCUUCGCAGCUAUUGUUGUGUUUACUAUGUCUUACAUUGUUGUUAGAUUGGUAAAUAUUUUUGAAAUUUACUUCAAGUCCUGAAGCAGCUGUGCCGAUUUGACAAUCGUAUUAACCUUAACGCCAACUUUUGUUCGACUUUUUAUCAAAAUAAAUCGUGAAGAACCAACGAUCCGUUGGGAAUUAUUUCUUAA
Messenger RNA from Drosophila sechellia, 1882 nucleotides. Its product is annotated as calmodulin. Lineage: Eukaryota; Metazoa; Arthropoda; Insecta; Diptera; Drosophilidae. The transcript is spliced from 4 exons. The record is from RefSeq and is a predicted model, not a curated record. Bases 854 to 1546 code for a protein of 230 amino acids. Gene Ontology annotation, molecular function: calcium ion binding.